Prunus armeniaca (apricot) is the source of this 1764-nucleotide messenger RNA. NCBI's taxonomy places the organism in Eukaryota, Viridiplantae, Streptophyta, Magnoliopsida, Rosales, Rosaceae. The record is from the annotation of a GenBank genome assembly.
AUGGGUUUGCGGUAUAUAGCCAUCUCUGCAGUAUGUACGGCGAUAAGCUUUGCGGGUCUCCAAUUGUGGACAGAAACUUCUCUAGUUAAACUAAAAUCAGAUGGACUAAUUGGAGAUAAUUUGAUUCCUGCGGCCAAUUUUGGACAUGUAGUUGAUCUGCUUUUGGGUUCUUACGCCACUGUUGGACUGCUGGCAAAUUUUGUACUCAAUGCAUUUGUUUUACUCGUUCUAUUUCUCAAGACUAUAUUCUUUGUGGAGUUGUAUCCUUCUGAAACUCGCAAAUUGGUCGAACGCCUUAUCAAUUAUGUUAUUUACAAGGGCACGUUUCUACCACUGGUUAUUCCUCCUACGAUAUAUCAUGCGGGCCUGUGGUCGGUCUGGUUGAUUGUUCUUUGUUCUCUAAAGAUGUUUCAAGCUUUGGCUAGAGAUCGACUUGAACGAUUGAAUGCAUCUCCUUCUGCCACACCAUUGUCAUAUUUUCGUGUGUAUUCAGUGUUAUUGUUGGUUCUCACUGUUGAUGUUUUCUGGAUAAGGCUGUGUGUGGUGAUAUAUAAAACUCUGGGUUUAUCCAUGUUUCUCUUGUUAUUAUUUGAGCCUUUCAGUAUUGCAUUUGAAACACUGCAGGCUAUUUUGGUGCAUGGAUUUCAGUUACUUGAUAUAUGGAUCCAUCAUUCAGCAUGGAACAGUGAAAAUUGCGAGAGGUCCAAAUUAUUUGAUACAUCAGCUGCCGGUUUAUUGUUGGAAUGGAAAGGCAGUCUUACUCGGAAUUUGGGCUUUGUCCUAGACAUGGCAACAUUGUUAAUGGCACUUGGUCACUAUGUGCAUAUUUGGUGGCUUCAUGGCAUGGCAUUCCAUCUAGUGGAUGCAAUCCUUUUUCUAAACAUACGUGCCUUGCUAAGUGCAAUUGUAAAACGUAUAAAAGGGUUCGUCAAACUAAGAAAAGCCUUAGGCGCUCUUCAUGCAGCACUUCCAGAUGCAACAUCUGAAGAACUACGAACAUAUGAUGAUGAAUGCGCAAUUUGUAGGGAACCUAUGGCUAAGGCUAAAAAACUACACUGUAGUCACCUUUUUCAUCUUGCGUGCUUGAGAUCUUGGUUGGACCAAGGUUUGAAUGAGAUAUAUUCAUGUCCAACUUGUCGCAAGCCACUUUUUGUAGGCAGAACUGAAAAUGAAGUACAUCCCCGCAAUGAAGAAACUUCAAGUGAUGAGCAGCUUGCUCGUCAAAUAAGUUCAGGACUUGAUCGACAAAAUAGUUCUGGACAUACAAUACCUACUGGUGCGUUCCCCAAUCAGGCUCAGAAUCUUACAGAAGGUGGUCCAUGGAGGGGUGCAGGACUGGAUUCAAAUUGGUUGCAUAAUUGGCCAAGUGAGGGAGUUGAUGGGGCAGGUCCUUCUACUGCUAUCGGAUCUGUUGGACUGGGGAGAGUUCAGAUGAUGAUGAGGCAUCUUGCAUCUGUCGGAGAAACUUAUGCCCAGACAGCCCUUGAAGAUGGUACUUGGAGCCUAUGGCCUGUGAGUCCCUCUCAGGUUGCUGCAACUGGUCCAUCUAAUCCUCCUGCUGAUGAUGGAAGAUACCAUGGAGGAGCACGGAGCUUGCAUAUUAGAACUCCCACACGUACUGUGAAUGACAACCUAGCAAACAUACUUGCUAUGGCUGAGACAGUGAGGGAAGUUCUGCCUCAUAUGCCGGAUGACCUAAUUUUCCAGGAUUUGCAGCGAACAAAUUCUGUUACGGUUACUGUGAAUAAUCUUCUCCAAAUGUGA